Molecule: messenger RNA, 1767 nt
Organism: Aspergillus niger
Lineage: Eukaryota; Fungi; Ascomycota; Eurotiomycetes; Eurotiales; Aspergillaceae
Exons: 3
Coding region: 1-1767 (588 amino acids)
Biological process (GO): regulation of DNA-templated transcription
Cellular component (GO): nucleus
Molecular function (GO): DNA-binding transcription factor activity, RNA polymerase II-specific; transcription cis-regulatory region binding
Source: RefSeq, a predicted model, not a curated record
AUGGAGCUCCCUAGUGUCCACAACACCUCUGCUCAGGGUGACUCAGAUCAGCAUGCUAGAAAUUUACCUGCCGAGACUGCUCCCACCAGCACUAACCUGACCAUGAUGCAGUCGACAGCUGGCUCUGGGGACGUGGUCGAUCGCGGCAUUAUAUCGCUUGACAUGGCGCAAAUGUUGGUCUCAUUCUUUGUCAACGAACAAAUGCAAUUCUACCCAAUGGUUGUGCUGCCACCAAACACAAGUGCGGAAUCACUGCGCAGAACGAGCCCCGUACUCUUCCUGUCUAUUCUAGCUGCUUCAUCAAUGACCUUAAACCCUCACAUUUCGGAGACUCUGAACGAGGAGAUGCUCAAGCUAUUUGCAGACCGUUUUUUCCUCAGGCAGGAGAAAUCAGUGGAGCUGAUUCAAUCAAUCCUCUUGAUGCUUAUCUUCUACUUCCCCCCAAAGUCACGCUUACAAGGCCAAUAUUACCAAUACACACACAUUGCGACCACCAUGACCCUAGAACUUGGUAUAUCAGCCGGACCAGCGGGACGAAAAAACUACCGUUGUCAUGGCGGGUAUGGUGAUUUACCAGCUUCCAUCCAUAGUGCUCAGGCGCGAGCCGUACUGGGCUGCUAUCACUUCGCGUCCAACAUAGGAAUUCGAACACACCGACCGAAUAUGCUCCGCUUCAACGAUGUGAUAGACGGGUACAUAUGCCACCUCAGAGAAUCUACAAACGGACUGGACCAGCAAAUAGCGACAUGGUUUGACAUUCAACGGAUCGUUGACGAUACACUAUACUCACUGGGCCACGACAAUACCCUAGUGGACGUUCAUUUUCGUGAGUCGCAGAUGCUUCCAAUCCUGAAAUGGUUUGAUUCUCGAAUGUUGCGCUGGAAGAGGACGACCCCGAAAAACAUGCUCACAACAUGGAUGAACCUCGAAUAUCACUACAUGUACCUCGCCAUCUACGAACUUGCCGCUGGUGAAGGCUACCGCGAUCCCGACGCCCCCACCCGCAAAUAUUACACUCUCCCACCCUUGGAAGGCGACAUGGAACGACACAAAGCAAACGUGCCCUUAAGUGCUGCACGAGUCCAGAUAAUAACGAAGUGGAUGCUUGCCGCCCACCAGAUGCUGGACGCCUUCUUGAAAUGCGACACUUCCACCAUGCGCAAGCUACCUAACAUGACCUAUACACGGAUGGUCCUGGGCAUCUCAUCCCUACUCCGGAUAUAUCACACAGCCCAAUUUGGCCCUCUCGGUGAGGUUAUUACUUCAAAUAUGAUGGACGUUGAUGGCUACCUGGACCGCGUAUCAGAAGCUCUUUCACGAGCGAGUGGAGAGCAGAAGUACCGCGUCCCCAGCAAAUGGUAUCACGUUGUUGCGAUCAAAAAUCGAGAGUGGUAUGAACAGCUCCAGAAACGGAUAAUUGCUCGUCCGGGUGAUACGCAUACCUAUCUACGUGGCGGGGUUCCCCCACCAGCGCCGGGUGUCCCCAUUUUGGAACCUCACAGGGGCCCAGGCUCAGCUGCCAUACUACCCUCACUCGGGAGUGGCAUGGCAGGUCCCGCAUAUGCUGAACCAUGGUAUGUAGAUGAUGCCGCAGGAAGGGUUGAUCCGUCACGGCCUUUCCCUGCUAUGAAUGCACCAGUCUUGUAUAUGGGUCAGAUGCAGCCUGUAGAAGGAGAUAUCAAUGAGGCCGCGUUUCCAUUACCGUUGGGUGACGAACCGUGGCGGUUGGAUGAGUCGAUACAGGACAGCGUGACAUUCCCAUAUUGA